AUGGAGACGGGGGGACUGAGGAAAGAUCAGAGACGCCCGAAUGACCCAAGCCAGAAAGACCGAGACGGAAACCCGGUCUGCACCCCUUUGAGCAAACUAGUGGCGAAGGUAUUGCAAUAUGCCCAGGCUUGUCAUAUGAUACAGUUGCUCGCGCCAUCGGAAGACGGACCUAACAAGGACAUGUAUUGCGCGUACCACCGCAACCGGGGACACGACACUGAGGAAUGCCAUGUUUUGAAGGGCCUGAUCAAUGAUUUGUUACAGACCGGCGAGUUGGCUCAGUUCAUCGAGAAGAAGAAGAAAGGUCGUCGGGGAUGGAAAAAGUUCUUCAAGAAGUCAGACAAAGAUAAAAAGGAGAAAGACCCCGAGCAAGAUCGAGAGCCUCCGCCGUCCGGGUCGAACCUUGUUGAAGAGGCCAACCCCGAGAAAAGGCCGAAGUUGGAGCCGAUUACUUUCACAGACCAGGAUCUACCGACUAGUGCAGAUUGUGCAACCGAGGCCUUGGUCGUGACCAUAGACAUCAACGGCGCUGAUGUCCAAAGGGUAAUGGUGGACACCGGGUCAAGCAUAGUAAAUGUCAUGUAUCUGGAGGUCUUUAAGAAACUUCAGCUGGACCGAUCUAAGUUGGCCCCGGUCAGAACCCCAUUAUCUGGUUUCACGGGGCCAUGGUACACUCGGAGGGAGUUGUCCGCCUGCCGAUAG
This is a messenger RNA of Ipomoea triloba (trilobed morning glory), 702 nucleotides long. RefSeq lists its product as uncharacterized. The record is from RefSeq and is a predicted model, not a curated record. The transcript is spliced from 2 exons. NCBI's taxonomy places the organism in Eukaryota, Viridiplantae, Streptophyta, Magnoliopsida, Solanales, Convolvulaceae. Bases 1 to 702 code for a protein of 233 amino acids.